This is a messenger RNA of Rhizophagus irregularis DAOM 181602=DAOM 197198, 924 nucleotides long. The record is from RefSeq and is a predicted model, not a curated record. NCBI's taxonomy places the organism in Eukaryota, Fungi, Glomeromycota, Glomeromycetes, Glomerales, Glomeraceae.
AUGCGCAAAAAAUCAUCGCUAAACCAGUGGUUACGGUCUGGUGUCGUUAAGCAAAAUACUAAGAACACACUUGAUUCCACCUUGGAUACCUUAUAUCAAAUUUGUCAACUAAACGUCACUCGCGAGUCCAUUUCACGUUCUCUCAAAGAUAUUCUUCAAACCGAUCUAACCUUCCGACAGGAGCAGCAAGAACACUCUAAAAUAUAUAAUUGGUUUCAGGAACGACAGAAAAAGCCAACUCCAAUUUCAAUCUUUAAAAAGACGCGUAUUUUUUCAUCUGCCAUCGGAUCUCAUUCAACUAUCAACAUUGCAAGCUCCCCUAACAACAUUACGAGUUCCCCUAACAACGUUGCAGGCUCUUCUAAUAACGUUGCAGGCUCUUCUAAUAACGUUGCAGAUUCCCCUAAUAACAUUGCAAGUACCCGUGAUUCCUCACCUCCACCUAUAAAACAGAGAUAUUCUUUCUCUGAAGCGGAGCAAGGUGCUGUGGUCGAAACUUUUUUAACGCUUGCGGAGAAGGCCAUUUACAACUUUCUCGUCAAAUAUGAAGACAAGCUUCCCGAUAUACUUGUAGAAAAUUUCGCUUCUAAACAGAACCCACCAGUCAGCAAAGAUUUCCGGGAUGCUGAUGUUCUGUGUAUGCUAAAAUUUAUAAUAGAAAAUAUUAAAAUAUUUUUGAAAGAAUCAGCAUUUCAUGGUUCUCAUAAAUCCAAACCUAUCGAACUACUAAAAGAUUUUAAAAAAGAUGUACGUCAUAAGAAUGCACAUGGGAUCGUUGAGAAUAAUAAAGGGCGUUGGUGUGAUCUUUCUCUGCAACGAGUUGUUCAUUUGACAUGUGAGGCAACGGCACCGAAUAAGAAGCUUCAGUUAUUCUCUGUUAAGCCUACAAACAUACAGAGUGAUGAGAAAGUUAUAAAAGUAUAA